Molecule: messenger RNA, 1100 nt
Organism: Daphnia pulex (common water flea)
Lineage: Eukaryota; Metazoa; Arthropoda; Branchiopoda; Diplostraca; Daphniidae
Product: protein croquemort-like
Exons: 3
Coding region: 648-1100 (150 amino acids)
Cellular component (GO): membrane; cytoplasm
Molecular function (GO): scavenger receptor activity
Source: RefSeq, a predicted model, not a curated record
AUAAGCACAUGUUCUUGACAUACAAGCACAUGUGCUUGACAGAAGCAAACAAUUCUUAAACGUACCGCUCUUAAUCACUAACAUAAGAACAUGUUCUUGACAAAAGAACAUGUUCUUGACAUAAGCACAUGUUCUUGACAUAUAAGCACAUGAAAAAUGAACGUGACAAAAUAUAUCGUUUAAAUCAAAAUUGGUUGUAGGCCUAUUUAUUUGUGACAAGUUGUACCCAUUAUUAAUAACGUCGAAAAUUUAUGGUCGACGAUGUUGACUGGUUGUAAUAACACCUUAAUUUACAAAUUUCAUAGGAGGCUAUAAGGUAAAAUAACAAUAGUAAAUAUCGUCUGUGUGUAAAGAGAUUAUGUGAAUCUGAUCCUGAUGGUUAGGAUCCCGAAAUAGCCACAGUCGGCCGAUACUGGGCCCCUCCCAUUCCACCUUUGUUUAGUUGGAGUGAACGUUAGAUGAUUAGUAAAUGGUUAAUUUUUUAUUUUUACCUGUUUGCGGGAUAUCGGGCGCCAGUAUAAAUAGGGAUAUCCGCAGCGGACAGCUUCCCAUUUCAUUUUCAAGCAGACCACCAUCCAAGAGACAUCACUGCAUUUCUCUGAUUAUCGCUAAUUUUUAACUUUAACGUAACAGUUUGAAUCAGCAACAUGGGUUGCGGGCCAGACUUUUGGGGCAUCACCGGAUUAGCGGGCGCUAUCAUAGCGGCUACGCUAGCCAUCGGUCUACCUUUUCUCGUCAACUACUUGGUCGAUGAGCAAUUUAAAUUGUAUCCUGGUACGCAAAUGUACGAAUUUUGGGAGGUGUCUCCCGUGCCGAUGUACAUUUACAUGUAUUUGUACAAUGUCACCAAUGCAGAAGACGUCAUUAAUUUCAAAGCUAAGCCGAUCCUUCAACAAGUUGGACCUUACACUUACACGGAGGUGCACGAAUGCGUCAACAUAGAGAUGCACGAUCACAGUUACACGAUUAAAUUCCAGCAAAAGAGAUGGUGGCAGUUUGUGGAAGAGCGGAGCAACGGUUCUAUGAAAGACCAAAUAACCACUGUGAACGUUCCCCUUUUGGAACGAUUGGCAAUUGGACAUUUAUUUUUACUACAUUGA